AUGGCCGAACCACAGACAAUUCCCGCACGCCACGGCGUGGCUACUUUUGUUCCAGCAGGGCAAGUGAUCAAGAUUAUCAACACCUCAGGCACUCAGGUCAUCGACACGUGGGCGUUUGCAUUGCCCAAGCCGGAGCCAAAGAAGGAAAAUGAACAGCAAGAGCAGGAGUCCAAGGAGGAGAAAGGUGAAGAAGCCAAGCCAAGCAAUGCGACACCAAAGAAGAAGCAAGGAUCAGAUCUGCCCAGCCAACAAGAUGCCGAAAAGGCCACUGGAGAGGCCGAAGUCCAGGAAGCAGAGGAUAACACGCCGAAGAAGAGCACUUGGAGCUCUUAUGUUCCAUCCCUUGGUCUGGGCGGCGGCAAGAAGACUGAUGGCAAAGAACAGCCAAAAGGCGAUAAGAACGAAACCGAGCAGCAGAAGAAUUCCAGGACGUGGUCAUCGUAUUUCACAGCCGGGCAGGGCUUCAGCUCUUACAUACCCAAACAAGCGACCGAUACUGUCACUCAGUUUACGGCAAUGGUGAGGGAGACCAGUGCUCGCCAUGAGACAUUCUGCUGACAGCCUUCGCAGCACGAACGGGAUGCGAAGAAAGGCUAUUUGGAACAGCUCCAAGACCUCUCCAAAACUCCAGUAGGAGCAGCAGGUUAUUCAGGUAACAAUCCAGCUUUGCAGCUUCAUAAACUAACCAGGCUUACUCAGGCAUGGCAGCAAUCACCGGUUCUGGCUAUGCAGGCUCUCUCUACGCAGGCUACCAGGCUUGGAACGCGAAGUACGCCGCCAAUGCCGUUCCCAUGGAAUUCAUGAGCAUGUCACACAGUCGUGCCGCGAGUCUCCACAUGAUUCCUCAGGUCGACGAUACUCUGGUCACCAACCUACGUGAGCCGAUUCUUACUCUCAUUGAGGAUAAGUCACCUGGCAUCCACGAUACUCUCAUUGCCGCUUGUGAUCCCGCAAGGUAUAAAGGACUCGGUGUCGCGAAAUGGGAAGAGCAUGGGUCUUGCGCCGAGAAUCUCGUUCUCGCGCUAAAAGAGUUGAACGAAAGAGCGGGUCUGAAGGGCGCGAAGGCUGUCGGUGCAGACAUUACUGUCAACACCGCUCCAGCACCUUUGAACCUGUUCAUGAACAUUCCGUGGGACGACGAUGGCGAUAUUGGUUUCAAGUCGCCCAAGUCGAAGUCUGGGGAUUACGUCCGUCUCCGAGCGGAGCGAGACACCGUCGUGGUCAUGAGUGCCUGCCCGCAAGAUAUCCUGGACAUUAACAACAAGAAGCCUACCGAUGCGAAUUUCAUUGUCGAAGCUGGUGAAGACACGACUUCUGCGCUCAAACGAACAGCACAGCCCAAGAAGAAGGCACCGCCUCCGCGCAAGGCUCCUCCACCAGCUAAAAAGCCUUCAACAACGGCUCCAGCUACAUCGGGUGCGAAACCACCAGCAACUGCACCGCCCAAGAAGAAGCCAAUUCCCGCACCCGCGAAGACUCCAGAGUCAGCCGAGCAAGGAGCUCAGCCAGCGAAGAAAGCGCCGCAACCCGUCAAGUCGGCAGCACCAUCAUCAACGCCCGCCGCGAAACCCGUGAAGAAGCCCCCUCCUCCGGCUUCAAAUACCACAGCUGGGGACGCAAAGCCACCAGUCAAGAAGACCCCCCGUAAGAUUUCAAGGCCAGCAGCUGCGGCUGGCGGAGAGACAUAG
This is a messenger RNA of Lecanosticta acicola, 1688 nucleotides long. NCBI's taxonomy places the organism in Eukaryota, Fungi, Ascomycota, Dothideomycetes, Mycosphaerellales, Mycosphaerellaceae. The record is from the annotation of a GenBank genome assembly.